Pyrgilauda ruficollis (rufous-necked snowfinch) is the source of this 5868-nucleotide messenger RNA. It is a transcript of the gene NTSR1, whose product is annotated as neurotensin receptor 1. Gene Ontology annotation, biological process: neuropeptide signaling pathway. The record is from RefSeq and is a predicted model, not a curated record. The transcript is spliced from 4 exons. Gene Ontology annotation, molecular function: G protein-coupled neurotensin receptor activity. NCBI's taxonomy places the organism in Eukaryota, Metazoa, Chordata, Aves, Passeriformes, Passeridae. Bases 89 to 1300 code for a protein of 403 amino acids. Gene Ontology annotation, cellular component: plasma membrane.
ACCGCCGGCUCCUCCCGCCGCAUUAAAACCGGCCAAGUUCCGCGCCGGGGGCAGCGGCGGCUCCGGGCGGCGCUGCCCGGCGCCGGGGAUGCACCCGAACGCCACGGCCCCGGCCGUGCCCGCCGGGCCGCUGCAGCCGCAGCCCAGCGGCUAUGCCAACGCCACCAACCGCUCCGACCUGCUCCCCAAAGUGCCCGACGAGGAGGACCUGGACGUCAACACCGACAUCUACUCCAAAGUGAUGGUGACCGUCAUCUACUCGGCUCUGUUCUUGGUGGGCACCGUGGGCAACUCCAUCACGGCGUACACGCUGGUGCGGAAGAAGUCGCUGCAGAACCUGCAGAGCACCGUGCACUACCACCUGGCCAGCCUCGCCUUCUCCGACCUCCUCAUCUUCCUGCUCUGCAUGCCCAUCGAGCUCUACAACUUCAUCUGGGUCCAUCACCCCUGGGCUUUCGGGGGGGCCGUUUGCAAGGGCUACUACUUCCUCCGGGACGCCUGCACCUAUGCCACGGCACUCAACAUCGCCAGCCUCAGCGUGGAGCGCUACAUGGCCAUCUGCCACCCCUUCAAAGCCAAGAGCAUCAUGUCCCGCAGCCGCACCAAGAAGUUCAUCAGCUGCAUCUGGAUCGCCUCCUUCCUGCUCGCCAUCCCCAUGAUCUUCACCAUGGGCCAGAUCUACGGCAAGGACCAGGAUCCCGACUCCCUCAUCUGCACCGCCAUCGUGGACACCUCCACGCUCAAGACGGUCAUCCAGGUCAACACCUUCAUCUCCUUCGUGUUCCCCAUGGUCGUCAUUUCCGUGCUCAACACCAUCAUCGCCAACCAGCUGCUGGUGAUGUUCAAGCAGGCGGCCCAGGAGAACCAGGUGUGCACCAUUGGUGGGCAGCAGACCAUGCUCAGCAUGUCCAUGGAGCCCAGCAGAGUGCAAGCCCUGAAACACGGCGUCAGGGUCCUGCGUGCUGUGGUGAUUGCCUUCGUGGUCUGCUGGCUCCCUUACCACAUCCGGCGCCUCAUGUUCUGCUAUGUCCCCUCCAGCCACUGGACAGAUUUCCUCUACAACUUCUACCACUACUUCUACAUGCUGACAAACGUCCUCUUCUACGUCAGCUCAGCAAUCAACCCCAUCCUCUACAACCUGGUGUCAGCAAACUUCCGCCAGAUCUUCCUCUCCACACUCACCAUCCUGUGCCUGCCAUGGAGGAAGAAGAAGAAACGACUGGCCUUCACCAGGAAAUCCAACAGCAUCUCCAGCAACCACACAUUUUCCAGCCAGGUCACAAGGGAAACUACGUACUGAAGCCAAAGGAGGAGGAGGAGGAGGAACGCAAUUCAUCGUGGAGUCAAAACUUGAGAGAGGCCUCUGUGACUUUCAUGCAUGGUCUCCAAAUUCACGUAACACAAGUGUGUUUAGCAAAGUCAUUUUUGUUGGAAAAAAUAGGCUUUGUUCUGCCAGUAACUUUGAGGUUAUUUUCAAGCAUUGGCCUUGCCUCUUGUGAGUAAUGUCUACAUGUAUUGUAACUUCAGUCUGGCAUAAAUCCAGGUGUGGUGUUAACUGGGAAGCCAAAAUGUGUUCAACUUAGGCAAAACUGUUCUGCAUUUCAUCCUUUUCUCAGUGCAGAGAUGCCGUGUCCACGUCCAAGGGUUUGAGAUCAUGUCUCCUGGUAGCACCAAGAAGAGAGUUUGAUGAGGAGAAAGAAGCUUUGAACAGAAAGGGAUGUUCUUGGAGAAUGGAUAUGCUACCUGUGGGAUGUUCAAUGAACGAGGAGCGAAAACUCAGGGAGCCAGGUGGUUAUUUUAGAAAUAUAUCUCCAUUGUGAGGAACACGACCGAGGUGCUCAAGAGAGCCACUCUGGCUCCUUGAAAUUAAAUAAGAACAGAUGAUGCCUUACCUAGGCUGGGGUGGCUGUGGCCUGGGGAGUGGGGUCACCUUUGGCUUUAGGGCAUCCACAGUGCCUGGCUUUGGUACCACUGCACCGAUAGCAGCAGUCUCUGGCAAAGUCAAGAAUGCAGAGGCUGUGCCCAGAUGGAGCGCUGAAAAUGAACAGAAAUGGAAAAUAUUCCUUUUGCCAUACAGCCAAAUCCUAUUUUUUUACCAGGGAGAACAGUUUGCUGGCCUGCAUUAAGAGAUGAGAAAACUCUGAGCUCAUGAGGGCUCCAGGCUGCUGACAUAAGAGCAAUCUGCCCCAAUUCUGUGGGACCUUCAGAUUUUUCCCAUUCUUAUUCCAGUUGUACUUGUUUUUUUGCUAUUUCCACAAGGCUGACAUCUCAUAUAUAGCAGUUGUAGGCAGCAGGUCCUCUUGUUCUACCUUUUCUUGUAUUACUUUUUGCUACCAGAACUGUUGGCACACCUAUCUGCACCCCCAUAAUUCACAUAGUUCAAAUGCAGAGCAUAAGAAAGUCUAAACUGGGGAGUCUUCACUCUAAACCCACUUUCUUUUAGCAAGCCAGAGGAACAGAAACAAGACCUGAAAAUUCUCUUUGAAAUUUAAGAGAGGAGGUAAGGAGAGGUAGCAUGAGCUUUUCCCCCAUAUCCUUCCACCUCUGAUGGCCCCUUAUGUGAUACAACAAAUUGCUCCAGAGUCUUUAGUACUGAAAUAACAGGGCUCUGGGACAAGCUAAAGGGCUUUUUCCCAGAUGGUGACCUGCACAAACCUGGAGCUGACCAAUCACCCUGUGCUGCCUUUGCUGGUGGUGACCUGGUGUCCUCUCUCCCACCACACGUCACCGGGAGAGCAGGACUUGCCUCUGCAAGGUGACAAAGUAGAAGAGUUGGCUCAGUUUGGCUUUCUGGGCUUUGCCCAUGCCACGUCACCCUUCAGCUAAUGAGCACCUGUGGUCCCCAGCUGGAACCACAGUGCUGGAGGUGUGGGCUGGCCCAAGUGAGGGUCACACCGUGGUGGAGACCAGAACCACUGGUGACAUCUCCUGCUGCAGAAUCACAGAACAGGUCGAGUUGGAAGGGACUCACAAGAAUCAUCGAGUCCAACUCGCUGGACUUGUGGUUUAGGUCCUGUUGGGCUCAGCACAAAGAGGAAACACCCAUCUGGGGGCAUUUGCUGUGAGUUGUUGGUGAUGAGUGACUACUUUUGGGGCAUUUAGAACCUGUACCCAGCUGGCCACCAUGGCAAGCCAUCAGCCACACCUGCUGCUGGAGGGAUGGGAGAUGAUUUUAAUGCCUAGUACAGAAACCCUGCAAAAGAAAGGGCUCAAAAUGAAAGUCAGUGGGUCUUCAGUUCCUUCUGACUCAGCCAAACUACAAGCUCUGUUCUGUCAUGCCUUCUUGUGAUUUCUUGCCCUGGUUGUACCAAGCAGAGGGCAGAGAUUAUAUUUGACCAAGCACUUUUGUUGCUCAUGGACUCUUGACUCCGCUUUGACUAAGAAAACAGGUAGUGGCAGACAAAUUAAAUUGAAACAAAGAGGAAUAAGGGAGACUGAUCUCUUCAGAAGGAAAUCUGUGGAAAAAAAAAGCAAGUAUUUUGUGUGUAUGGUGUGUGUGAAAUGGCUUGGGCAGGUUGGAAGAAGAAGACCUGCUCAUCCUGCCUCGUGGCAAAAUCCAGGUACCAUGAACAGGAGAGGGGAAAAAUCUGCCUUGAGAGAAAGAGGUGUCUUGAUGUCACACAUUUAACAUUGGCCUUCCGGGCAAGACACUUCAAAUGUUUCUGGAUGACCCAAAUUUUUUUUCUUCACCUGUAAAUACAGCCAGCAGCUGGGAGGAGCUUUCUGGAAACCCCCCAGGGAAGCUGUAACUGCAUUGCUUUGACUUUCAUUAACACCCUGCAUGUCUCAUUUACUCAUUUGAAAUAUUAAACAUUGUUACUACACUUGUUCAACACCAACCUGCUGAAAUGUGCUUGAUUAUCUUAGAAAACACUGUACAAAAAUUGUUCUUUCACAUAAGAUGCUUGGUUUAGAUUUUCACUACUGAGAUACACAGGCAGCUUACAGAAUAUUUGAGCACAGCUCAGAGAAACUGGCAGGCUUAUUUUUGGUUUGACAUGACAGUGAGAAAAAGCUGGAGAAAAAGUGAAUUUAUCAUCAACUCUUUCCACAGUGUUUGUUGGGCCACUCGAGUGCUGAGGAGCAGGGGGAAUUUGGGGGAUUUAUCCAAGUGGUUUGCUGACUUCUACAGCUCUGUUCUUGCAGUUUAACAGGAAAGCAGAUCUGGGUCCAUGGCCUUAAUCUGAGAUUGCAGCUCAAAGCUACCUCUUCCACUGGCCAAAUCUGACAGCCUUGAGCUGAGCAGUGUAAGUUACAGCUGCGUUCAUCCUCUCUUUCCUCCUCACCUAAUUUUGCUGUAUUCAGCUCAGUAUUCAGAGGUGUGGUUCCCUAGAGCUCAAAGAAGUGAGGAUAGCUGACUGCAAACCCCCAUGGUUUCAUGAUUUCCAGAGAAUCACUGGACAUUUUGGGUUGGAAGGGACCUUAAAGACCAUCCAGUUCCAAACCCCUGCUGUGGGCAGGGACACUUUUCCCUAGACCAGGUUGCUCCAAGCCCCAUCCAACCUGGCCUUGUAAAGGAAAGCUGAUACAGUAGAGAAGAGAAAGGUACAAACUGCUCCAUAUUUACCAGAGAAAUGUUCUUUAGAUGCCUCUUAACAAUGAUUGAACUGCUAACUCAACAAGGUUUUUUAAUUUAAUCUGAUGUGGAUGGCUUUUGCCAUUAGACAGAACAAAAACUCCCAUCCAUUGUGUCCCUGCCUUGGCUGCACUCUUCACCAAAGCAGAGGUGAGUGCCGGGCCUCUGCUCAUCUAUGCAAAUUCCCUGUGUUUGGAACUGUUUGUUUUGACUAAAAAAAGAAUAAAAUCUGUGGAACCCGCAGAUGUGAAGUGCUGCCAGAUGGAUUCUGAGAAAUUCCAUUCUGAAGAGAGGCUAUCAAGUGACCUCUUCAAACGUUAUUUUGAGGCUUUGUUUCUCUUCAGGGUGCCCUUGCCAGAGCCAUCAGUUUAGCAGAGUGUGAAAUCAGGUUUAUGAAGUAAUUUUGCUAUUCAGAAACUCCCCCCAGACAGGACUGUCUCACCACAGGCCCAGCCCAUCAGUGUAGGAAAGCUCUGCUGAGCUUGUCUUUUUCUGUAAGGUGCAUGAGACCUCACUUCAGCGAGCUUUCCAGGAGAAAACCCAAUGGGAAAUCAGCGAGGAGGUUGGCAGGGCACGUGCUGGAACACAACAACAGCAGGAUCUUUGCAUUUCCAGCGUUCGGUGAGGCAGCCCUGGGUGUGCUGCUGCUGCAGGCAGCUCUGCUGCAGGUUUGAGCCCAUCACCUGGGCAGGGACAGCAAACACCCACAGGGCUGGGGGCACCUCCCACAGGCUGCUGUGUCAGCCCAGUGUCCUCCUGGCUGUGCUCUUUGGUGACUCUUUAACCAAAGCUGUGUCUGCUGGAGCUCCGUCUGGUUCUUCACAUCACAGCUCAACCACUCCUCCUGUUCUCAGUCUGGAUUUGCUUAGUACGAAAGUAGAAACAGCUGAUCCAAAAUUUCAUGACGCUGUGUCCUGGCUUUGUGAUCCAGAGUCCUUCCCCAGCUGUGCCACCUGAUAGUCCUGCACAUAUUGUAUUUAUGGCAAAUAUUUUUGAAGUGCACCUUUUUAUUUUUAUUUUAUUCUGAGAUACAAAAUGUUGAUGUGCUUUAUUUUUUGUGGCCUGUUGCUCAAUGGGGAAAAAAAUGAAUGUUAAAAGUGUGUCAUUGUCUAUUUUGUGAUAUUUUCUGUGACAAAGGGAAAGAAGAGGGUGUGGAAUCCUCCUGUAUGGCAAUGGGAAACACUCUUUCAGUGUAACAUGCUAUUAUUGAUACUCUAUUUACUGAUCAAAGUGUACUGAAAUGGUUAAUUCCUGAUAUAGCCUUUGUACUGUAUGGUAUUUUAUUUUGUCAU